Messenger RNA from Xenopus laevis (African clawed frog), 2205 nucleotides. RefSeq names its product protein kinase, AMP-activated, gamma 3 non-catalytic subunit L homeolog (gene prkag3.L). Gene Ontology annotation, molecular function: AMP binding; protein kinase regulator activity; protein kinase binding. Gene Ontology annotation, cellular component: cytoplasm; nucleotide-activated protein kinase complex; nucleus. NCBI's taxonomy places the organism in Eukaryota, Metazoa, Chordata, Amphibia, Anura, Pipidae. The record is from RefSeq and is marked provisional.
GACAGAGAGAGGGUACCCCAGGAAUCACAGCUGGGGAGCAGGGGCUGAGGCCAUAGGGUGCUGCUUAUUUGAAGGGGGUGGCACAGAAAGGCAGAGAGCAAGGAGACUGGGAUAAAGCUGUCUGACCCACUUAGCUCAAGCUGGAUUGUUAGAUUCUUCCUACCCAUGCCAUGUGAGAGGGUGGGAGAAGAGCUUGGGAACAGUAUGGGAUAGGAGUCAUAAAGGAAGGAGCUCCAAGCAACCCAAGGCUGCAAGAUGGAAGUGAUGGAGCAAGAGGAGUCUCAGCAGGUGCCCAUCUUCUUUGGAGCAGGACCUCCCUUGUAUGAAGCCCCAGAUCUGGGGGAAGAUGCCAGCCUUUACAUGGAGUUCAUGAUGAAGAAUUGCUGUUACAAUGCCAUUCCUACUAGCUGCAAGUUGGUCGUGUUUGACACCACACUCCAGAUAAAGAAGGCGUUCCUGGCACUUGUGGCCAAUGGAGUACGGGCAGCUCCCCUCUGGGACAGUAAACAACACUGCUUUGUGGGUAUGCUCACCAUCACCGACUUCAUUAAUAUCCUGCACAGAUACUACAAGGCGCCCUUGGUUCAGAUAUAUGAACUGGAGGAGCACAAAAUAGAAACAUGGAGAGACGUGUACCUGCAAAGUUCUUUCAAGCCAUUAAUCUAUAUCUCCCCAGCAGACAGCCUUUUCCAAGCUGUGUAUUCACUCAUCAAGAAUAAGAUCCACCGGCUACCAGUAAUGGAUCCCGUAUCUGGCAACAUCUUGCAUAUCCUCACGCAUAAACGCCUACUCAAGUUCCUUCACCUCUUUGGUGACACUCUGCCUAGGCCACAGUUCUUGCAGAAGACCAUCCUGGAGCUGGGCAUCGGCACUUUCAGGGAUAUAGCAGUAGUGCAGGACACUUCUUCUGUCUACAAUGCACUGGAAAUCUUUGUAGAGAGGAGAGUUUCUGCCCUCCCUGUAGUGAAUGAAUCUGGGCAGGUGGUUGGACUAUAUUCCCGCUUCGAUGUAAUACAUCUUGCAGCACAGAAGAUCUAUAACAACCUGGAUAUCAGUGUGCUAGAUGCUCUGCGCUUGCGUAGCCUGUGUAUCGAGGGGGUCCUCAUGUGUUAUCCCCAUGAAAGUCUGGAGGUGGUCAUUGAUCGAAUUGUACGAGAACAGAUUCAUCGCCUGGUUCUGGUGGAUGAAGAGCGUCGUCCUCUGGGUAUUGUGUCUCUCUCUGACAUUCUUCAAGCGCUGGUGCUCACUCCCGCAGGUAUUGACCGCAAUUCCUUGUGACCCGUUGAAGCUCAGGAUGUUAAGUAUGUUGCACUCGUGGAUUGGAUUGGUGUGAUUGGAUGUAUUUGUGGUUCUGUAACCAGAAGGAUGAUUCUGGACAUAGUCUGAAAGAGAAACAUUCUAUCAAGGUCUAGAAGAUUAUGGUAGAUACUUCCAGGCAAUGAAGGACUGAUGGAGGCCAAAGAUGAAGAAUGGUUGUUGAGAGGUGGAUGGGACAUCUUUCAUAUUGCAAAGCCUCUUCCAUCCAGCACCUCAUAAACUGACAAUCCCCAACUGUUUUACAAACAUGGUACAUGCCACAAAGGAACCUUUUUUAUUCAUUAAUAUCUUUGAACAGAGUAUGGGAUGUUGUCAGGUGGAUGGAUGUUCUUGGGUUGAUGGCUCAGCUGGAACCAUCAGCCACACAUGAAGCCACGCAUUGGCGAUGCUUGGUAAAGAAGUGGAUCAUUGGACAUUCAGUCACCUACAUAUAGAUUAUGUUUACACCCCUCUAAUUUAGGGAAGGCCAUCUUGUAGGCACCUUUGGCUGUCGGGGAUCCUGGGAUUCAUAGUUUAACAUGAGCUGAUGAGUUCAAGGCUGGAUUUUCUGGUACCAGUCAGCCAAUGGCUUAUGCAAUUCUCUUUAAGGGAAUAAUAGUCUGAUCAGCAUUUUACCAAAUGAAAAGAAAAUUAAUGCCAGAAAAUGCCCUUUAUGCAUUUACCCAUUGAGUUCACUUAGUCUGCAAAAUCUCUAGAAAGCGUGAUAUUUAAUUGCAAGAUCUUUACCAUUGUAGUGCUUUGUGUCCCAAACUAUGAAUGUAUAUUGUAUAAUGUUCUACUGAACUCAGCAGGUUUGACUUUGCUUAGACUACUACUAAUAAAGGUUGACUGAACACAGUAGGGUAAUAGCAAAAAUACUACAAUAAUAAAUAAAUACCUUUUAAAAAA